Molecule: messenger RNA, 2070 nt
Organism: Conger conger (European conger)
Lineage: Eukaryota; Metazoa; Chordata; Actinopteri; Anguilliformes; Congridae
Gene: mllt3
Product: MLLT3 super elongation complex subunit
Exons: 14
Coding region: 121-2013 (630 amino acids)
Biological process (GO): regulation of DNA-templated transcription
Cellular component (GO): super elongation complex
Source: RefSeq, a predicted model, not a curated record
CUUUGAAACUCGGGCUGAGUUCAAUUAGGAGACCAUGUCCGCCAUCAACCCACUGCGCUGUUCUGUAUUCUCGUUUAAACCAAAUUCUCCAUGAAAUAGCAGUAACGCGUGGCCUCGAGAAUGGCCAGCUCGGGUGCAGUUCAGGUGAAACUAGAGCUUGGUCACCGUGCCCAGGUCAGAAAGAAACCUACCGUGGAAGGUUUUACGCAUGACUGGAUGGUGUUCGUCAGAGGAGCCGAGCGCAACAACAUUCAGCACUUUGUGGAAAAAGUAGUUUUUCACCUGCACGAAAGCUUCCCAAGACCAAAAAGAGUGUGCAAAGACCCACCAUAUAAAGUGGAGGAGUCGGGGUACGCUGGCUUUAUCUUGCCAAUUGAAGUUUACUUCAAAAACAAGGAAGAACCUAAGAAAGUGCGCUUUGACUACGACCUGUUCCUGCACCUGGACGGCCACCCACCUGUCAAUCACCUGCGCUGUGAGAAGCUGACAUUCAACAACCCCACAGACGAGUUCCGGCGGAAGCUGCUGAAGGCUGGGGGGCAAAGAGAUCCACAUAAGAGAAGUACAGACGACUCUAAAGUGAUGGUAAUGCAGGAGGGAUCCACGUCCUUGUUCGGGCAGCAUUUGAAGCUCCCCACCCUCCCCAGCAGCUCCCUGACACUGACCUUCUCCGACGCCAAGAAGAGCAAGUCCUCCCUGGGGUCAAAGGUCGGUGGGGAUUCCCAGGAGGGGUCGAGAGGCGGCAGCGGUUCUCUCAACACAAGCGCCAACAGCGGUGGCGGUGGAGGCUCCACCAAGCUCCACAAGCCAUCGAAGGACCACAAAGACAGAACUGCAAAAGACUCAAAGGAGCAUAAAAGUGCCUUUAAAGACAGUGCCAGAGACCCCGGCAAACCUUCCAAAGAUUCCUCCAAGAAACCCAAAGAGAACCAACCGGUCCGGGACGAACGGUCCAUCCCCAAGAUGGGCUUCAAGGAACCCAAGGCCCUCUCCAAGGAACACAAGUCGGAGGGGACGGUCAAUCACGGGGGGUCUGGGGGGUCCAAAGCCCCUGGGAAGAGGCCGUCCGUCGGAGACGGCGAGGACCACGUGACCAAAAAGAAGAAGAAGGGUUUCUCUGAGGUGCCGGCGAAACCAGCGUCAGCGCCCACCUCCUCGCCGCCUCAUCAUCACUUGGAUAAAAAAACAUCACGGGAUAGGCCGCCCAUCCGGCCCGCUAAGCUGAAGGUGGACAGCGAACCAAUGGGGGGCAGGAAACCCCACGGACUCCCGCCUUUUCACGACCUCAUCGACCCCAACGACUCGGAUGCGGAGGACAACAUGUCCAACAAGUCAGAGUCAGAGCAGCCCAGCCCGGCCAGCUCCGCCUCCAGUUCCAGCUCUGGCUUCACACCCUCCCACAAGCACCACAGUAACGAUCGCCACGGUAAUGAUCGCCAAGUGCCUGAUUUCGUCUGCAGGAAGGUGGUGGCUGUUCCAACGACAGCGCACACAGUCUUGGGCCCCCUGCGAUCUAUAAUCCAGGAUCUGCACUCGGAGGAUAAUGAGGAAGAGUCGGAGGAUGACGAGGAUAACGAAGCGGACUCUGACCUCGAGCGGCCGCUACACACGCACCUGAGCCACCGGCACCGCAGGGUGAGUCUGAGUGAUGGCAGCGAUAGCGAGAACAGCUCUGCCUCUUCCCCCCCGCCUCGGAACGACCCCCCACCGCCCCUGCUGAAGACCAGCAAUAACCAGAUACUGGAAGUAAAAAGUCCAAUAAAGCAGAUGAAACAAGAAAAAAAUAUGAAAAACAUUGAUUGUGACAAGGCCUAUCUGGAUGAGCUGGUGGAACUGCACAGACGAUUGAUGGCACUGAGAGAAAGACACAUCUUACAACAGAUCGUCAACCUCAUCGAGGAGACGGGACACUUCCACAUCACCAACACCACCUUUGACUUUGACCUCUGCUCUCUGGACAAAACCACGGUGCGCAAGCUGCAGAGCUAUUUGGAGACUUCCGGAACAUCCUGAGGAUCUGGGGGGGGGCAGCUGGCUGCCAUGAAAGAGGAAGCUCCUCACACCCACAUC